AUGGCUCACGGUCAUUAUCGCCAUUCACGCAUCGGCAACCGAAUUAGCGCAAAGCGUCGCCUGGAAGCCGAGUCAAAUGAUGAAAAUGCUGCAUCUAAUUUGCUACAAGAGGUUAAUCUAUUACAAAAACCUAUCAUUCCCAAUUCUGGAACUCUUCCGGAUGAAAUCUGCGACUCAACCAACAAUGCAAUGUGCCUUGAGCAUGGCAUGACUGAAUCCAAUCCACCGCUUGGGAAACGAGACGAGACAACCUCUCCUGAAGCAACUGUUAUCGAGACUGUGCUAGAGAUAGUUGAUUCGAGUUCACAUAUCCUCUCGCAGUCUACUGCUACCGAUCUUCCGAUGACGAUAUCGGAUUCAGCCUAUGAUACUUACACUCUACCGAAUUCGGAAAGUCUGGCUGUAACUGCGACUGCCUCUGCAGACAUCGAGGUAUCGACGUCGCCGACGCUAGCUCCUGCCACUCAGCCGACCACAUCACUACUACCGGCGACGUCAUCAUCAAGCAGCUCUGCAACCUCCAGCUCUGCAACUUCCGCCCGAUCUUCUGCAACCUCCAGCCUUCAAACUUCCACCCAAUCUUCCGCAAUCUCCACCCAAUCUGUCACUUCCACAACCCAAGUCCCAACAUCAUCAAAAGCUACCUCGGCUACAGCCAUCAAUUCGCCUGCAUCGACCUCAACCCCCCUCGUUGCCCCCUCAAGCACUACAACUGCAGCCACCACAUCAUUAUCCCAGGCACACAAUCACUGGUCACAUUCUGGUUCUAGCACUAGCUCUAGUUCGAACUCUAGCUCAAUCUCUGGCUCAAACUCUCCCUCAAUCUCUGCCUCAAACUCUGCCUCAAACUCUAGCUCAAACUCUGGCUUAAACUCCGCCUCCGGCUCUGGCUCAAACUCCGGCUCAAACUCCGGCUUCUCUCCGAGCUCGACCUCCAGCACAACUGACACCACAAUCGAUACGACAUCUUCAUCAAGUGUAUUCUACGGCUCCGAGCCAACCGGGACCGUAGCUAGUAUCGGAUUCGCGCCAACUGCGACCGAGACACAGGCCCCUGGGCCGGAUUCGACAAGCAAUCCGGACACAUCCAAAAUUGUGGGCAGUGUAGUAGGGUCGAUCGCUGGACUCGCCCUAAUUUUGGUUCUUCUGCUCUACUACCUCCGUCGCCGAGGACUCUUCAUGGGGAACAAUGUUCGUCCCGCUCUAUUAGGUGACGCAGCCGCUGGGGCUGGGGCUGUGGCUGUGGCUAGGGAAAUCACAGAGCGACGUGAGAGCAACGAUCCCCUUUUCACAGCCUCGUACUUUGCCCCCGCAUUUAUGAAGCGCUGGCGCCAGUCAAGUAUGACCACACGUUCAGGAAGUACCAUCGACUCUGUGCCCAGCGAACGCGGGUUCCAGAAAAUUUCUGGUCGAAAGAUUCCUCCCGUCCUGACUCACGGUGGUGACGGGUAUGGUGGUGGACUCGAUGGUGAUUCUCCUACCAUACCAGGCUAUCCUCCUACCUCCCCAGCGGUGGGCCCAAUUGGAUCACUUUCCUUCUUUGCCCCACCCACGAGCUCUGCAUAUGGAAUGCCCCUGGAUUCAAACUACACGCGCGAGGUUGAGGAGCACCCGAUGCCAAGGCACGCCAACCCCGUGCACCUCCCUAUCUCCAGUUCUGUCAACGUGGGCACGCCGAUCACAGUCACACCGGCACAGCCAAUUGCGCAACCUCAAAGCGCAAUCCCCUUCGUACCCCCGCGACCAGAUGGGCUCGGCCGCAGUCUGCCUAGUUUCGACGGGAGUCGAAGUAGCCGCUUUACCGAGGGCAUUGAUCUGUAA
Molecule: messenger RNA, 1821 nt
Organism: Penicillium paradoxum
Lineage: Eukaryota; Fungi; Ascomycota; Eurotiomycetes; Eurotiales; Aspergillaceae
Exons: 1
Coding region: 1-1821 (606 amino acids)
Source: RefSeq, a predicted model, not a curated record